Molecule: messenger RNA, 825 nt
Organism: Stegastes partitus (bicolor damselfish)
Lineage: Eukaryota; Metazoa; Chordata; Actinopteri; Pomacentridae
Product: chymotrypsin-C-like
Exons: 8
Coding region: 1-801 (266 amino acids)
Biological process (GO): proteolysis
Molecular function (GO): serine-type endopeptidase activity
Source: RefSeq, a predicted model, not a curated record
AUGAAGCUCGUGGUUCUCGCUCUCUUUGUUGCUGGCGCCUAUGGGUGCGGCCUGCCUGCCGUCCCCCCUUUGGCGAGCCGUGUGGUUGGAGGAGUGGAUGUCCAGCCUCACAGCUGGCCCUGGCAGAUUUCCCUGCAGUACAACAGAGAGGGAGAGUGGAGACACACCUGUGGAGGUACUCUGAUCUCUGACCAGUGGGUCCUCACUGCUGCUCACUGUAUCAGCAAUGGCAGGGAGUACAGAGUGGCCAUGGGAAAGCACAACCUGAAGGAUACAGAGGGGGGCGAAGUGUACAUGGCCACCGCUGACAUCAUUGUGCACGAGAAGUGGAACCCCCUGUUCAUUCGCAAUGACAUCGCCCUGAUCAAACUGCAGUCCCCUGUUGUCCUCUCUGACACUGUCAUGGCUGCUUGUCUUCCCACUGACGGCGCCAUCCUGAACCAUGACGAACCCUGCUACGUCACUGGCUGGGGUCGCCUCUACACUGGAGGUCCCAUCGCUGACAUCCUGCAGCAGGCUCUCCUGCCCGUCGUGGACCACGCUACCUGCAGCAAGUCUGACUGGUGGGGCUUUCAGGUGAAGGACACCAUGGUCUGUGCAGGUGGAGACGGAGUCAUGUCCGGUUGCAACGGAGACUCUGGCGGCCCUCUGAACUGUCAGAACAGUAACGGUGCCUGGGAGGUUCACGGGAUUGUCAGCUUUGGCUCCGGGCUCAGCUGCAACCUCAUCAAGAAGCCCACCGUCUUCACCAGAGUCAGCGCCUACAUGGACUGGAUCAGCGCCAACAUGGUGGCCUAUUGAGAGAACAGCCCUCGAGGAUUAAAA